GCCUGGGAUCUGAGGAUUUCUUUUGGUUCAUAAGAAGUUGGAGCUGUGUGAGACGGAGCCUCUCCCCCCUUCUGCAAACAUCCAAAGAAAGAGGCCAGAGCUGACCAGCGCAGCUGGGAGCUGGACACCCAUUCCUGGCAAGGAUCCAUCUUCCAGGGGCUCUGAGACCUGCCUCCAGCCCCGCCCCUGCCUUUGAGCAGACAGUCCAUGUUCCUGGAAAGCCAUCUGAGGACUGCUCCUGGAUAAUUGCCAAGCCCAGCGGGAGUCAGACCCAGCCCAAGACGGGGGCUCAGGCCGGGGCCAUGCGGGACAGGCUAUACCUAAAGCAAAAGCGAAACGACAGUGAUCAUGGUGUUCGCCAUGUGUGUCUGUGUUCACGUGUGGCAGAGGCAGCCGAGGGGCACCGACUGGAGAGAAUCCUGGACCUGGAGGCAGGAAGGGUCCUGAGGAGCAGGAUGGCAUCCUGGGUGUGGGCGCUGACUCUGUGGAGCGCCAUGUGGCACGUGGUUCACAGCUCAAGGCCCAGGAAGCUGGAAUUCUUCCGCAGCAAAACAGAGCUGAACCAUUUGGUGGUCGAUGACGUGUCAGGGACCGUGUACCUGGGGGCCGUGAAUGCCCUCUACCAGCUCACCACCGACCUCCAGCUGGUGCAUAUGGUGGAAACGGGGCCCGCUCUGGACAACAAAAAAUGCACGCCCCCCAUUGAGCAGAGCCAGUGCCAGGAGGCCGUGUUCACAGACAACGUCAACAAACUGCUUCUGCUGGACCGGCCGGGCGGGCGGCUGGUGGAGUGUGGCAGCCUGUUCAAGGGCAUCUGUGCCCUGAGGGAGCUUGGCAACAUCUCACACCGCAUCUUCUACGAGGACAGCAGCGGCGAAAAGUCCUUCGUGGCCAGCAACGACGAGCGGGUGUCCACGGUGGGGCUGGUGACCAGCGUGGGCAGAGGGGAUGAGGGCGGAGGGCUGGCCGAGCGUGUGCUCUUUGUGGGCAAAGGCAACGGGCCUCAUGACAAUGGCAUCAUCAUCAGCACGCGCCUGUUGGACCGCAAGGACGGCAAGGAGGCCUUUGAGGCCUACACGGACCACACAGCCUUCAAGGCUGGCUACCUCUCAGCCAACACCCAGCAGUUUGUGGCUGUGUUCGAGGACAGCGACUACGUCUUCUUCCUCUUUAACCAGCAGGACAAGCAGCCUGCCAAGAACCGCACCCUCGUGGCGCGCAUGUGCAAGCAGGACCCCUUCUACUACUCCUACUUUGAGAUGGACCUGGAGUGCCACGGCAACUCGGGGGAGGUGUACAGCGUCUGCCACGCGGCCUCUGUGGCCGCCCCGGGGGCCACACCCGGGGCCGGCCAGGUGCUCUUUGCUGUCUUUGGCAAAGAUAGUAAGGGCAGCGGUGGCAACCCCCGCUCUGCCCUGUGCCUCUUCCCCUUGGCGGAUAUCCAUGAGAAGAUGGAGGAAAACAGGAACAAGUGUUACACGGGGGCCCAGGGCAGUGGCUCCCAGAACUUCUACAAGCCCUUUCACGGGGAUGUCCAGUGCGCGAGCCACGGGCCAAUGGCCAGCCAGAGUUUCCGCUGUGGCUCAGAGCACCUGCCGUACCCCCUGGGGAGCCGGGAUGGACUGGUGGGCACUGCUGCGCUGCAGAGAGACGGCCUGAAUCUGACGGCGGUGACGGUGACAACUGAAAAUGGGCACACCGUGGUCUUACUGGGGACGUCGGAUGGCCGCAUCCUCAAGGUGUUCCUGACGGCUGAUGAUGGCGAGUCCAAGGAAUAUGGUUCCAUCCUGGUGGAGCUUAACAAACGCAUUGAGAGAGACCUGCUGCUGUCUGCCAAUGGGACCAGUCUCUACGUUAUGACCCAAGACAAGGUUUUCCGGCUUCCUGUUCAGGACUGUCUCAGUUACUCAACCUGUGAGCAAUGCCAGAAUUCUCAGGACCCUUACUGUGGCUGGUGUGUGCUUGAAGGACGCUGCACCAGGAAGGUCGACUGCCUGAGGGCAGAGGAAGAGAAUCAUUGGCUCUGGAGUCGGGGGAACACCUGCGUAGCCGUCACCAGUGCCCAGCCCCAGAACAUGAGCCGCCGGGCUCAGGGUGAGGUGUAUUUGACGGUCAGCCCGCUCCCAGCUCUGACAAUCAAUGAUGACCUUCAGUGUAGCUUUGGAGACUCGCUGGCACACCCUGCCCAUGUGAAAGGAGACACCAUCAUCUGUAACUCCCCCAGCAGCAUUCCCCCCACGCCUCCGGGCCAAGACCACGUGGAGGUCCGGAUCGUCCUCACCUUCCUUCGGACUCCUGUGUUCUUGACCUCUCACAUGUAUCCGUUCUAUGACUGCAAGGAGGCCAUGAGUCUGGCAGAGAACGUGCCGUGCAUCUCUUGUGCCAGUAAUCGCUGGAACUGCCAGUGGGACCUGAGAUACCAUGAGUGCCGAGAGUCUUCUGCCAACCCUGAGGAGGGCAUCAUCAAGUCCCACAUGGAAGAGAACUGUCCCCAGUUCCUGAACCCCAGUCCACUGGUCAUUCCCAUGAACCAUGAGACGCCUGUGACCUUUGAGGGAAAGAACCUAGAUCCGGUGAAGGUGAGCUCCCUGCACGUGGGCAGUGAGAAGCUGAAAUUUGAAGAACCAGUGAGCACCGGGGAGUCAGGCACCUUUACUUUUACAACCCCCAAGUUAUCCUAUGAUGGGAAUGAGACGCUGCCUCUGAACUUGUACAUCAAGUCUUAUGGGAAGAACAUUGACAGCAAACUGGAGGUGACCCUGUACAACUGUUCCUUUGGCCGCAGCGACUGCAGCCUCUGCCUGGCCUCCAACCCUGCCUACAGCUGUGUGUGGUGUGGGGGCCAGAAUCAGUGUGUAUACGAGGCCCUGUGCAGCAACAUCACCACCGAGUGCCCGGCACCCGUCAUCACCAAGAUUGAACCUGAGACAGGCCCCCUGGGCGGUGGCAUUCGGGUCACCAUCCUGGGCUCUAACUUGGGCAUCCGAGCUGAUGACGUCAAGAGGAUCACAGUGGCUGGCAAGAACUGUGAUUUUCAGAAGGCCCAGUAUUCUGUGUCCACCAGGAUUGUGUGCGAGGUUGAGCCUUCUGAGGAAGCCAUUACUGGGGGGAUCGAAGUGGACAUAAACGGGAAGCUGGGCCAGUCACCUCCCCACGUCCAGUUCACCUACCGGCAACCAGUACCCAAGGAGGUGAGCCCCAUCCAGGGGCCCCAGGCUGGCGGGACUACCCUGGUCAUCAGCGGCUCCUACCUAGACACCGGUUCCCCCAAGGACGUCCGGGUGAUCCUGGGCAACUCCAAGAAGGGUGUGCCCUGCGAGGUCAUCGAAUUUGGGCCCGACAUCCGAUGUGUCACAGGGCCCUAUGAGGCCCUGGGCGAGGUCCCCAUUGAGGUCUUCUACGGCAGUUCCUUGACAUCAGGGAACCGAAUCACCUUCACUUACCGGGAGAACCCUGUGCUAAAGGCCUUUGAGCCUCUGAGGAGCUUUGUCAGCGGAGGCCGCAAUAUCAACAUCACAGGCCAGGGAUUUGACCUGAUCCAGAACUUCUCCAUGGUCGUGAUUGCAGAGCCCCUCAGAUCUUGGAGCAAGAGGAGGAAGAGGCAGGCUCAGAGCCCCCUCCAGGCCACGACGGUGGUAGGGACCACGUAUAUCCGGUACAGUGACACCAAAGUCGUCUUCUCAUCCCCCCAAGUCCCCGACGAGCCCGAGGCCUACAACAUCACCACACUGCUCCAGAUGGACGGCCACCGUGUCCUGCUGAAGACGGAGGCGGGGGCCUUUGAAUACGUUCCAGACCCCACCUUUGAGAACUUCACCGAUGGGGUCAAGAAGCAGGUCAACAAGCUUAUCCAUGCCAGGGGCACCAACUUGAAUAAGGCAAUGACCAUCCAUGAGGCAGAGGCAUUUGUGGGUGCUGAGCGAUGUUUCAUGAAGACGCUGACUGAGACCGACCUGUACUGUGAACCCCCAGAGGUACAGCCACCCCCCAAACGGCGGCAGAAGCGGGACACCACCCACAACCUUCCUGAGUUCAUCGUGAAGUUUGGUGCCCGCGAGUGGGUCCUGGGCCGCGUAGAGUAUGACACGCGGAUGAGCGACAUGCCCCUCAGCAUCAUCCUGCCCCUGGUGAUCAUCCCCAUGGUGGCCAUCAUUGCCUUCUCCAUCUACUGCUACUGGCGGAAGAGUCAACAGGCCGAACGCGAGUAUGAGAAGAUUAAGUCUCAGCUGGAAGGCCUGGAGGAAAGUGUCCGGGACCGCUGCAAGAAGGAGUUCACAGACCUGAUGAUUGAAAUGGAGGACCAAACCAAUGACGUGCACGAGGCUGGGAUUCCUGUGCUCGAUUAUAAGACCUAUACAGACCGGGUCUUCUUCCUGCCCUCCAAGGACGGUGACAAGGACGUCAUGAUCACAGGGAAACUGGACAUCCCUGAGUCUCGCAGGCAAACAGUGGAGCAGGCUCUCAACCAGUUCUCCAACCUGCUGAACAGCAAAUCCUUCCUCAUCAAUUUCAUCCACACACUGGAGAACCAGCGGGAAUUCUCAGCUCGGGCCAAGGUCUACUUUGCGUCCCUGCUGACGGUGGCCCUGCACGGGAAGCUGGAGUACUACACGGACAUCAUGCGGACACUCUUCUUGGAGCUCAUGGAGCAGUACGUGGUGGCCAAGAACCCCAAGCUGAUGCUAAGGAGGUCAGAGACUGUGGUGGAGAGAAUGCUGUCCAACUGGAUGUCCAUCUGUCUAUACCAGUAUCUCAAGGACACCGCUGGUGAACCUCUUUACAAGCUCUUUAAAGCCAUCAAACACCAAGUGGAGAAGGGCCCUGUGGACGCUGUGCAGAGGAAGGCCAAGUAUACCCUGAAUGACACAGGUCUACUGGGGGAUGACGUGGAGUACAUCCCGCUGACUGUGAAUGUUAUCGUUCAGGAGGAAGGUGUAGACGCCAUCCCUGUCAAAGUCCUCAACUGUGACACCAUCACCCAAGUAAAAGAGAAGAUAAUUGACCAAGUGUACCGCACGCUGCCCUGCUCGAGGUGGCCCAAGGCCGAGACUGUCGUCCUGGAGUGGCGUCCUGGAUCCACGGCCCAGAUCCUGUCUGACUUGGACCUCACCUCACAGCGUGAUGGCCGCUGGAAACGGAUCAAUACCCUCAUGCAUUACAAUGUCCGGGAUGGGGCCACCCUCAUCCUUUCUAAGAUGGGGAUCUCCCAGCAGCCUGAGGACAGCCAGCAGGACCUGCCUGGAGAACGCCAUGCCCUUCUGGAGGAGGAGAACAGAGUGUGGCACUUGGUAAGGCCCACAGACGAGGUGGAAGAAGGGAAAUCCAAGAGGGGCAGCGUGAAGGAGAAGGAGAGAACGAAGGCCAUCACGGAGAUUUACCUGACCCGCCUGCUCUCGGUGAAGGGCACACUGCAGCAGUUUGUAGACAACUUCUUCCACAGCGUCCUGACCCCCAGCCCGACCGUGCCGCCAGCUGUCAAAUACUUCUUUGACUUCCUGGACGAGCAGGCAGAGAAACACGAAAUCAAGGAUGAGGACACAAUUCACAUCUGGAAAACCAACAGUUUACCGCUCCGGUUCUGGGUGAACAUUCUGAAGAACCCUCACUUCAUCUUUGACGUCCAUGUCCCAGAAGUCGUUGACUCUUCCUUGUCUGUCAUUGCUCAGACUUUCAUGGACGCCUGCACCCGGACAGAGCACAAGCUGAGCAGGGACUCUCCUAGUAACAAACUACUCUAUGCCAAAGAGAUUUCCACCUACAAGAAGAUGGUGGAGGAUUACUACCGAGGGAUCCGACAGAUGGUACAAGUGAGCGACCAGGACAUGAACACCCACUUAGCCGAGAUUUCCCGGGCACACACAGACUCUCUGAACACCCUUGUGGCCUUGCACCAGCUGUACCAGUACACACAGAAAUACUAUGACGAGAUCAUCAAUGCCCUGGAGGAGGACUCUGCUGCCCAGAAGAUGCAGCUGGCCUUCCGCCUACAGCAGAUUGCUGCAGCUCUGGAGAACAAGGUCACAGACCUCUGACGCCUCAUGCUGCCCAGCUAUGCCAGCGAAUCUCUUUCCUCAUCUGAGGAUAAUCGUGUCCCAUUUUAAAAUGUCCAAUUCUGCAAGAAAGAGAAAUCAUGGUUUUCUGAAUCAGCAAA
Molecule: messenger RNA, 6151 nt
Organism: Phascolarctos cinereus (koala)
Lineage: Eukaryota; Metazoa; Chordata; Mammalia; Diprotodontia; Phascolarctidae
Gene: PLXNB2
Product: plexin B2
Biological process (GO): regulation of GTPase activity; semaphorin-plexin signaling pathway; negative regulation of cell adhesion
Cellular component (GO): semaphorin receptor complex; plasma membrane
Molecular function (GO): semaphorin receptor activity; protein binding
Source: RefSeq, a predicted model, not a curated record